AUGGAAAAUACAUUGAGAGAAAUAUUAAAAAGAAUUGAAAAGAGAAAAAUCUAUGUUCAAGAUGAUCAUUCUUCAGAUGAGGAGGAAUUAUUUUCCUACUUGACAAAGGUUAAACAACCAGAUCCUGUAUGUCAUAGUUCACUUGAAAACCAGAAUAUAGCUUAUGUUGAUGAGGAAGAAACAGUAGAGAACGACAAACACAAUCUAGUUUUAGAAGGUAAACACAAUGAAGUUCUUAUAAAAACAGAGAAUGAUAAAGUUCAUCCGGUAGAAAAUACUGUGAAUAGUCAAAAUGAAAGUAGUGCAGUGGUUGAGCAGAAUGUUGAAAAUAAUGCACAUUUAGAUUCUAAAUUGCCUAGUGAAAUUAAGAUAUGUCAUGAAGAGGAACAAGGUGUAGGGUACAUAGAAGAAAUACUGGAUGAACCUAUACCUGAGAAAGAAGAAAUAAGAAUACAGAAUAACAAAGACAAUGAUGAUAUUGAAAGGAAACAGUGUGGUGAAAGUUCAAGCCAAAGUGAUAAAUAUUAUCUGAUAAAUGAAAAAGAUUGGCUUUCUUUAUGUGCAAGACUACACAAUGCAGAGAAUGUUGAAAAUGGUGACAAAAAAACAGAAGCAGAUGAAAAAGAUUCAUCAGAAAAAAUUGUUCUACAGCCAAAUGUGUCAAGCUUAGAAGAGAAAAAAUCACCAAAUACUGUGGGUAAAAGUUUGUUUAGUGCCUUUAAGCAAUACAACUCUCCUUCAAAGACCCUGUUAAAGGAGUCACCAGGUAAUGAGACAACAUGUAAUUCUAGUCCACAGAAAGUAUCUCCUCACAAAUCACCAAAAGCAGCCAACAUGGAUCAAGGUUACAAUAGUGAAGGUCAGCCAAUGUCACUAGAUGGAGAUGAGCAAAGUGAGAACAGAUUUUCAAUAACAUCUGAAAAUCAAGCAUCUCCAAAAGUUGAAAUAGUGUAUAUUAGACUUGAAGAUGGGCAUAUUAAAUAUGAUACUAGCAAAUCUCCAAGAUUGCCCACAAAAUAUAAAGGUGAUAAUAAUCUUAACACAGUUAAGAAGCUUGACUUUUCCCAGCAAAAUACAGUACAUAGUAAUGAAAAUAACAAUGCCCAGUUAGCAAGUGCUUCAUUGGCAAAAAAUAGUGAUUAUGAAUGUAUAGAUUUGUUGAAUGAUACAGACACAGUUGAUAGCAAUUUUGAUGAUUCAAAUGUUGAGUUAGUUAAAACAGCAAACACACAAGACACAACAAAACAUGGUAUGCAAUUGAGAUUUGUUAGAAUAAAUAAUAAACUUACCAGAGUAUAUGAAAGGGUAAAGCAUAAUGUUAUCGAUGAAGUACUGGAUGCAUCGUUUGCUUAUGACCAUAAUAAGAAUGAAGAAGAUUUAGAAUUUAGCAGAGUGCCAGGUAAGGAGGAUUCUGGCGAUGUUGUAGAUGGUAAUGCUGGAAACAAAGACUCCUUUAAUUUUGAUGAUAGUCAACUUAUCGCCUUUCCAUUGAAUGCAGUUGACCCAGAAAACAUAAAUAUAGAUGACAGUAUGUCCAUGCUGACACCUUCCAAAUUAGAUAUACUUAAUUCUUCAAAUAAACUGGAUCCAUUGACACCAAGCAAACUUGAAUUUCUGUCACAAAUUGAGUCAUGUCAUUGGACAUCUGACAAACUUGAAUGGUCUUCACCGAGUAAAUUGGAUGUUAAUUCUCCAGGUAAACUUGAUAUAAUACCAACAAAUGAAGAAGAUUCAAAUGUUAAAGAAACCAAUUCAGUUAAUGUUCUAUCUUCACAAAAUCAGUUUUCAUCAGACCUUUCAGGUGAAAAGAAAAAGACUGAAUCUCCUAUCAUUCUUAAAGUAACUAAGUCAGGUGCUCUUGUUCAGUGUAACAGUCCGCUUAAAGUUGAGAAUACUCGGAACGACAGUUUAAUAAACAACGAGGUCAAUAGAAAUAGAUCUCACAUUCAGAAUCUUUGGAAAACAUUUAAACCAGGGCAGAGAAAACGAAAUAAAGACAGAUCUUUUAAAGAAGAGAAUCAGCAGUGUGCUUCUGAAUCAAGUUAUAAUGAUAAGGCUGUUAUUAGUGGUAACAGUCUAAAUUUGAAACAGUCUCAGAAAAGGCUUCCAAGAAAGAAAGAAGAUGAAGUGCCAGUUAAGAAAAGAAAGGUGACCUCUGACAAAAUAACAGAACAGAAUGAACAUGUUGAAGAUGUACAGAUGAAAAGUAAAGAUAGUGUUAAGAAAUCAUGUUUGAAAAAAGGUAUUAAACUAAAAGGGAGCAAAAGAAAGGAAGAUGCAUCAAUAGAGAGAAAUGAGACAUAUAUUGAUGGAACCAUAAACAAUGUUGAACAAUCUAGUGGGCAAGAAGGCCAAAAUAAAAUUAAUUUUCUUGAACAUUUUUUUCAUAUUAAACUGAAAGAAGCAGGCAUUGGUGCUUCCUGUGAAAGAAACAGUUUGAACAAAUCCCCAUCUGUGACACCUCCAUUAAAAGUAGGUAAAAUUAGUGCUACAUAUGGAAAACCAAGCAAUAAAUUUGAUAAUGCACCUGAGGAAAGAAUUUUUAAAAGCAAUGAUAGAAAUGCUGGAGGUAAACAAGAGCCUGCAGGCAAAAGGAGCAAGAAAAAGAAAGAUACAGAUACAUCUGUUUCAUUAAGCAAAAAUGAACAAGUUAGAACUGUUCAGUGUAGAAGAAAAACAUUUAAGCAAGUAGAGGAUGAUGUAAAAGGGAACACCAGGCAGGUUGAAGAAUAUGAAAAUCAUUCAAAGGUACAAGAGCAGAGUAAUUCUAUAACACAAGCUGUGCAAAAAUCUCCAGAAAGAACAAUAUUGUGUAGAAGGCAUAAAAAACAAAAUGUUACAUCAGGCAUUAAUAUGAUGGGCAUGAAAAAUCAUGAAAAAGAUUGUAAACUUUUUUGUGAAGUUGGAAGUAAACAAAAUUCACAGACAAAGAGGGCUGUUAAAAAGAGGCCAAAGGUAUUGACAACUGAAAAUGAAUUGAAUACAUGUACUAAACAAUUGUAUGAGGAUGAUGAUAGAUCAGAUGUAAUUGGAAAUGUUGGUGUACAUAAUACCAAGAAAUCAAGAGUAAAAGCAAAGGAAGUAAAGAAUUCUAAAUUAAAACAAGUUGAAACCGAUAGUAAUAGAAUGGAAAAUGGUAAAAAGAACAUUUUUGCAAAUGAAGAAGAAAAUAAUAGUCAGAAUUACAGUAUUGAUAUUCCAAGAAAUGACAAGGUAAAAAAGGGAAGAACAAAAUAUGGUUGUAAUAAAAAGUUGUCAGUAAACCAAACAACAAGUAAAAUAGUACAAAGCAAGAAUAUUGAAUUAGAAACUUCAAAAAGUAUUGAUGAAUUAGAUUCAAGUAUUGAAAAUGAAAAUUGUGAUACAAAAACUAAAAUUGUCACUUCUCACGAUUCAGAUAUUACUUGUAAGGAAGUAAUUGAAAGUAAUAUUACAGAUUGUAAAAGACAAGGAACUACUGUUUCUAUUCUAGCAACAUUUCAGCCAUUUCAAGAGGAAGAAGUAAUUCCAAAGGAUGUUAAAACAGCAGAUACUUCUCAAAAAUCAAAGGCAUCUGGUUACAUAGGUGGCAGCCCAAGAAAAAGUCAAAAGAAACCAAAUAAAGUAAAACAUAAUGUGUUUGUUGUUAAACGUAAAAACUUAUCACAGGGUGGUGAUAAUAAAGUGUGCAAAAGGAAACGAAAAGUGGAAAAUGAUGUGAGUGACUUAGAUACAGACAAUGAGAAGAUAACCACUGAUGUACUGUUUGUUGGAAAAGAAUCUCAGGUUGAAAAGAAAAAGGUGAAAAAUACGGGUAGCGCUUGCAAAGUUUUAUCAGCCAAAAAGCUGAGAUCUGGAAAGAUAAGACUGAAUAACACACUAGAACAAGGAAUCACUCCUAAAUCUGUUAAGUCACCAAGAAAACCCUACUCGAGAAGAAAGCUGAAAUCUGGAUCUAAAAAACAACCGAAGGAGUCUUGGAAAGACUUGUUAGAUGAAGCUGAUUUUAAAUUUGAAUUUAGUGAUAAAGCAAAUGAACAACACAGACCUAUUAAUGUGAGACAUGUGAUAAGAAAUAUCUUAAAAACUGCUCAAGGGAAAGAGAAAACAGGUGAUAAGAAAAUUAGACACCGAGAAAGAAAAGAAAAAAGUCGUGAACACAGUAAAUCAAGUGCCAGAAAUUCACAAAGAUUAACAUCAGAAAGUGAUGAUGCAUGGCUUAGUGAUUCUGGCCAGAAUGUUUCUUUUCCUGCAUUCAAAUUCUCAUCGGAGAGUGAUUCAGAAGCCACUAAGCGUGCUUCAAAAGUAUUAGCGAACAAGAAUGCUCCUGAAAUCUUGCAUAAACCUUAUAUAGACACUGUUAAAAGUGAUGAAGAUUCUGAGCCUUGUGGACAGAAAUACAUUGAGUUACAUCAUUCACCAAUAAAAGUCUGUGAUUCACAAGAGAUUAUAAAAGUAAGGGACUCAUCUGUUGAGAGUGCAAAGGAUCUGAACUCUACCGACUCAGAGGAGCAGCAAAUAGAUUCUAAAGGAAGUCCAGACAUUAAAAAGAGUGUAGAUAAACUAAGAGCAAUAUUAGAUAAAGUUAGUGGACAGGAAGUUGUGAAAAAAUUGAAAUUUGUUGAUAGAAUUGGUUUGUAA
Ruditapes philippinarum (Manila clam) is the source of this 4620-nucleotide messenger RNA. RefSeq names its product repetitive organellar protein-like. The transcript has 2 exons. NCBI's taxonomy places the organism in Eukaryota, Metazoa, Mollusca, Bivalvia, Venerida, Veneridae. The record is from RefSeq and is a predicted model, not a curated record. Bases 1 to 4620 code for a protein of 1539 amino acids.